Molecule: messenger RNA, 3036 nt
Organism: Cucurbita maxima (winter squash)
Lineage: Eukaryota; Viridiplantae; Streptophyta; Magnoliopsida; Cucurbitales; Cucurbitaceae
Product: ADP-ribosylation factor GTPase-activating protein AGD4-like
Exons: 13
Coding region: 800-2830 (676 amino acids)
Cellular component (GO): cytoplasm
Molecular function (GO): protein binding; GTPase activator activity
Source: RefSeq, a predicted model, not a curated record
UUUAAUAGUUUAUCCUGGAUAGUCUUUCUCACUUUCUUGGCCGUUGAUAUACAUGAACUUCUACAGUUAGACCUUUAAAUUAAUUUUCAGUUGUUUUGAUGUACUUGUGUAUAUUUAGAAACUGUAUGCAAGAAAACAAGGUCUUUUUCCUUUUAGUUCUUUUAUUUUUUUAAUAUUUUUAAACUUUGAAUAAUUAGUUAAUCAUUAUAAGAAACGAGAGAGAUUUCAUUCAGAAAUAGAAUUGGAGAUUUACAUGAAGAUUCGAAUUCAUCCAACAUCUUCGCAAGCUUCUUCAUGUCAAAUUGAAUUCAUCCAAUUGCAUGGGUGGGGCUCCAGAAGGUAUUCUCUUAAUGUGGGAUGUGAAGCUUUUUAAAGCGAUGGAGGUGUUGAAGGGGGUCUUUUCGAUUUCAGUGGUAGUAGAGUUCCAAGACCUGAAAGGUGAGGUGGGUCUCAAGGUGUGUUUGGGCCUCCUGCCCCUGAAGGGAGGAAGGCGUCUUGGGAGGAGAUUGGUAAUCUCUGGGUCUUUGUGGAGAAAGUUGCUGUUUAGCGGGAGACUUGAUUUAACCAGAUUCUCGUUUGAAAAGUUUGGUGGAAGAAGGAUUGCCAAGUCGAUGAAGUGUUUUAAUAGACUCAUAGAAAAGUGUGACCUUGUAGUCCCCCUUGGUGAACAACCGGUUUACUUGGUCUACGGAAGAGAGAGUGAGCUUACAGAUUUACUUGGUCUAAUAGAAGAAAAAGAGUGGUGCACAGCAGGUUAGACAAAAUCCUUUUGACUAAGCGUUGGCUUGAAAGAUUCCCCAUGGAGAGAUUAGCCCAAGGCGAAGAGAUGCUCGUUUUUGGAGUCCUAACCCUACUGGGGGCUUUUCUUGUACCUCAUUCGUUUGUUGCUUGUUGGACCCUGCUCCCUCUAGCGAGUUCGUCUUUUCUACUCUAUGGAGGGGAAGUUCCAAUUAAGGACCUCCUGAAUUCAAAGUCAGCAUUCGAGAAAAGCCGCUUCAAUCUAGUGAAUGCUCUCAUGAACGUUGAAGCAAAGAAGAAGUAUGAGUUCUUAGAAUCUAUAAGUGCACUGAUGGAUGCUCAUUUGAGAUAUUUUAAGCUAGGCCAUGACUUAUUGGGCCAGAUGGAACCUUUCAUUCAUCAGGUUCUAACAUAUACACAACAAUCUAAAGAACUGGCCAACAAUGAACAAGAUAAACUUGCAAAAAGAAUUCAGGAAUUCAGGUCACAAGCACAGCUGGACAAUUUGCAAGAUUCCAAUAGCCUAGAUCUUUCCGUGAUUUCUGAUAGCAUUCUUGGUAGUGGUACUAGUUCCUACAGAAAUGUUGAAACAGCUUCCAUGUUCAUUGUCAAUGGGCAGGUUGAAACCAUAAAACAAGGAUAUCUCUUGAAACGAUCUUCAGGUUCGAGGGGAGAAUGGAAAAGGAUGUUUUUCGUACUUGAUAGUCAAGGUGCUCUCUAUUAUUAUAAGAACAAGGGAAACAAAUACAUGGGCCAUCAAUCUCUUAGUUUCAAUCGUUCAAAUGAACACCACAAAAGUGUUUUUGAUAGAUUCCGUUCAAGGCACAAGAGGGCAUCAUCAUUCAAUGAAGAAAUUUUGCGUUGCUCUACAGUUAAUCUGCAUACGUCUACAAUAAAGAAGGAUGCAGAGGAUACAGACCUACGACUUUGCUUCAGAAUAAUUUCUCCCUCUAAGACCUACACUUUGCAGGCCGAAAACGAGGCAGAUAGGAUGGACUGGAUCAAUAAAAUCACGGGGGCUAUUGCAUCUCUUUUCAAUUCUUACUUUCUUCAACAGCCAUUUCUGGAAGCAAAACAUGAUGAAAGUUAUAACAACAAUUUCGACGAUUAUAACGUACAGACUCUACAUCAAAACAGACUAGAAGAUGGCAGUCAAGUAGGUUCUGUUUCUAAGAUAUUAAGAGAAAUUCCUGGAAAUGAUCUAUGUGCAGAAUGCGGCACUCCAGAGCCUAAGUGGGCCUCUCUAAACCUUGGCAUUUUGUUGUGCAUAGAAUGCUCUGGUGUUCAUCGUAAUCUUGGUGUCCAUAUUUCGAAGGUAAGAUCGAUAGUAUUAGAUGUCAAAGUCUGGGAUCCUAUAAUACUGGACUUGUUUAGGCACUUGGGCAAUGCUUAUUGUAACUCUAUUUGGGAAGGAUUGUUUCUUGCAGAUACGGGAAGCGAUAAUAUACAACACGACGUAGCCACGCCAAUUCCAAAACCAAGUCUCAAGGAUCCCAUACAGCAUCGGGAGAAAUAUGUUCAUGCUAAGUAUGUAGAGAAACUGUUUGUGGUCAAGGAUAGUGAAGCACCCGGCAACAAUUCUUAUGCAAAAAGUAUCUGGGAAGCUGUCAAAACAAAUGACUUGCGAGAAGCUUAUCGCCUCAUAGCAGUUUCAGCAGUAUCGAUUGUCAACUCAACUUUUGAUGAUGUGGUCAGUGUCAGUUCGAGCCCGAAUUUGGGUGAGGAGCCCUCGGGAAGUAAUCAAGAAUCUCAUAAUCCAUCGUUGUGUGGAAGAGAUUGGGAUUCUAGAGAGUCAAAGAACAGUCUUCAAGGUUGCUCACUAUUGCAUCUCGCUUGUCAAAAUGACAAUCAAGUGAUGCUUGAACUGUUAUUGCAAUUCGGUGCCAAUAUAAAUGUAUGCGACUCUAAUGGAAGUACGCCUUUGCACCAAUGCAUCUCCCAGAAAAACAAUACCUUGGCUAAGUUUCUACUUAGAAGAGGUGCACGACCAUCCAUCAAAGACGGUGGAGGAUUAAGUGCGUUAGAGAGAGCAAUGGAAAUGGGAGCAAUAGCCGAUGAGGAGCUAUUUCUUUUGCUUACAAGAUCUGAAUAAAGAAUACGAUGGAACACUUAUGAUUUAUAUUUUUUUGUCAGUCGAAUCUUGAAUUUUGUAAUUAUUGGUGGUGUUUUUAUCUACCAUAACGUCUGUAUCUCUUCAUUAUUGACCAUCAUAACAUUAACUUAUUGAUUUGCUGUGGCAUGCAGUCACCAUGGCUCUUGCCCACUCGCAUAAAUGACAUGCUCUUUGAUUGAUUGAUU